UAUAAUUUGACAAAAUGUCAUUGCUAUCACGUAUUUUAAUGAAAAUUUCUUCACGCCCAAAUACACGUUUUAUGCAAAAGUGGUACCCCGAUGCGGAAUGGUUUCGCCAAUUUGAUGGACCCGUUAUGUUCAAUCGAGAAAAAUUCAAGCACUGGAAAAUUCAACCAUGGAAUGGAAAAUUACCUAUGGUCGAGAAGAAGGUUAGAAAUAUGGUAAUUAAUUUCGGGCCAGCACAUCCAGCAGCCCACGGCGUCUUGAGAUUGAUUUGUGAACUCGAAGGUGAAGUAAUUCGAAGAAUUGAUCCUCAUAUUGGGCACUUACAUCGAGGUACCGAAAAACUCUGCGAGCAUAAGACUUACUUACAGGCUUUACCAUAUUUCGAUCGUUUUGAUUACGUGUCUCCCAUGUGCAAUGAGCACGCCUUCUGUUUGGCACUUGAAAAAUUGCUAAACAUCGAUAUACCGAGAAGAGCAAAGUUUAUCAGAACCAUUUUUAUUGAAUUAACUCGUUUGUUGAGCCAUGGGUUAAGCGCAGCAUCUCAACUUUUGGACGCGGGUGCAAUAACACCAGUGUUUUGGGUAUUUGAAGAAAGAGAAAAAAUCUGGGAAUUUUGUGAACGGGUUAGUGGCGGAAGAGUGCAUUCGAUAUAUUUUCGGGUAGGAGGUGUUGCACGGGAUCUACCAAUCGGGCUAUUGGACGAUAUACAGCUCUUUACUGAACGGUUCUGUCAGCGUCUAGACGAAAUUGAAGAUGUAACUACAAAUAACAGAAUUUGGUUAGCGAGGAAUGUAGGCAUUGGGGCGAUUAGUGCGGAAGAUGCAAUUAACACUGGUUGUUCAGGAACUAAUUUACGCGCGACUGGAGUAAAGUGGGAUCUCCGAAAAAAUCUUCCUUACGAGAUUUAUGAUGAAUUGGAUUUUGAUGUUCCUGUGGGUGCUAACGGUGACUGCCAUGACAGGUAA
Photinus pyralis (common eastern firefly) is the source of this 962-nucleotide messenger RNA. Its product is annotated as NADH dehydrogenase [ubiquinone] iron-sulfur protein 2, mitochondrial-like. Gene Ontology annotation, molecular function: NADH dehydrogenase (ubiquinone) activity; quinone binding; NAD binding. NCBI's taxonomy places the organism in Eukaryota, Metazoa, Arthropoda, Insecta, Coleoptera, Lampyridae. Gene Ontology annotation, biological process: mitochondrial electron transport, NADH to ubiquinone. The record is from RefSeq and is a predicted model, not a curated record. The transcript is spliced from 3 exons. Bases 15 to 962 code for a protein of 315 amino acids.